AGGAGCGGACAGCAGCCCUGGAAAGAAGGGGGAGAGAGGGCGCCAGUGAGCUCGGCGCUACGCACACAACGCAAAAAGCUGCUGUUUGCGCCUAGGCGCCGUGCACUAUGACCGCAGGACUGUAUGGAUAUAACGUUCAGCGCGUAACCCCGAAGAGGAGCUGCCGGUAACCAGGCACAGAUGCGCAGGGGACCGGGGGCUGCUUUCUCUUUGCAUGGACCUAUUAACCCUUUGCCUGGCUCUGCCCCCCACCUGAUGCCCCCAGCCCAUGCCAGCAGAGCCGGGCUGCCUGGAUGGCAGGGUCAUGAAGUGUUUGACUUUCUUUCUUCUGCUUCCAGAGACCCUGAAGAAGUCCAGGAGGGCCGGCCGGGCUCCGGGCAAGCUGCAGGCAUGCUAUGAGAUAGUGCCCCUGGGCCUCCGGAGGAAGAUGGCUGCGGAGCUCUACCCUGCCCCUGCCAACAGCAACCUCGCCAACGUCAAGAAAACUGCCCUCCAGCUCCAGCAGGCCGCCCCGCCGCCCCCCCAGCUGCAGAACCUCAACAACAACAACAUCGAGAGCGCCAGCUGGCAGGCCUGCCACCCCACCCUGCGCGAGAGGAACGCUCUAAUGUUUAAUAACGAAUUAAUGGCGGACGUUCACUUUAUCGUGGGGCCUGCGGGGGCCUCGAAGAAAGUCCCCGCCCAUAAGUAUAUUUUGGCGGUGGGCAGCUCCGUGUUCUACGCCAUGUUUUACGGCGACCUGGCGGAGGUGAAAUCCGAAAUCCAUAUCCCAGACGUGGAGCCGGCAGCUUUUCUAAUCCUUUUAAAGUACUUGUACAGCGACGAAAUUGACCUGGAGGCCGACACGGUGCUCGCCACGCUGUACGCCGCCAAGAAGUACAUCGUGCCGGCGUUGGCCAAGGCGUGCGUCAACUUCCUGGAGACCAGCCUGGAGGCCAAGAACGCCUGCGUGCUGCUCUCCCAAAGCCGCCUCUUCGAGGAGCCCGAGCUGACGCUGCGCUGCUGGGAGGUCAUCGACGCGCAGGCCGAGCUGGCCCUCCGCUCCGAGGGCUUCUGCGAGAUAGACCUGGAGACCCUGGAGAUCAUCGUCACGCGGGAGACGCUCAACGCCAAGGAAGACGUGGUCUUCGAGGCCGUGCUGAGCUGGGCGGACGCCGAGUGCAGACGCCAAGGCCUGCCGGUCACCCCCGCCAACAAGAGGAACGUGUUGGGCAAAGCGCUGUACUUGGUGCGGAUCCCGACCAUGACGCUGGAGGAGUUUGCCGACGGGGCGGCCCAGUCGGACAUCUUAACCUUGGAGGAAACGCAUAACAUCUUCCUGUGGUACACGGCGGCCAAGAAGCCCCAGCUGGACUUCCCUUUGGUGAAGCGGAAGGGCCUCUCGCCGCAGAGAUGCCACCGCUUCCAGUCGUCGGCGUACCGCAGCAACCAGUGGCGGUACCGAGGCCGCUGCGACAGCAUCCAGUUCGCGGUGGACAAAAGGAUAUUCAUAGCCGGCUUGGGCCUCUACGGCUCCAGCUGCGGCAAAGCCGAGUACGCGGUAAAGAUAGAACUCAAGAGGCAGGGGGCCGUCCUGGCCCAGAACCUGACCAAGUUUGUCUCGGACGGUUCCAGCAACACGUUCUCGGUCUGGUUCGAGCACCCGGUGCAGGUGGAGCAGGACACUUUUUACACGGUGAGCGCCAUUCUGGACGGGAACGAGCUGAGUUACUUCGGGCAGGAGGGGAUGACGGAGGUCCAGUGCGGGAGAGUCACCUUCCAGUUCCAGUGUUCUUCGGACAGCACCAACGGGACCGGGGUACAAGGGGGGCAAAUUCCCGAGCUCAUCUUCUACGCAUGACGCGUUUCGCAUUAAAUCCGCCACUGCUAAGCACACUGACACUCCAUUAUUUUGUUUUUUGCCCCCCUCCCUGCGCGCCGGGUUAAGGCUGCCCCCCCGCUGGUUGGGCCGGCGACGCACUGGAAACAAAAAAAAAAAUAAAGGGGGCGAAGGGAAUCUCUUUUGCUUUUGGGUGGGAAUGUAAAGCGAGCCGUCGGACUCCAGCCGAAGGAACGCUUCAGAAAUUAAUCUUAUUUUAUUUAUUUAUAAGCUAUUUGAAUGAAAUAUUAAAACUGCGCCCCGCAGGGAGAUGUUUCCGAUAUCUGCACAUAAUGUGCGUUUAUUUUGUAUAUAGAUGAUAAUUUACAUGCAAAAAAAAGGUUAAAAACACGGCUUCGCUCCUCGCCGAGCAGCUAAUAAAAUGACGUAAAACAUC
Spea bombifrons (plains spadefoot toad) is the source of this 2255-nucleotide messenger RNA. RefSeq names its product BTB domain containing 6 (gene BTBD6). The transcript is spliced from 4 exons. Gene Ontology annotation, biological process: neurogenesis. NCBI's taxonomy places the organism in Eukaryota, Metazoa, Chordata, Amphibia, Anura, Pelobatidae. Bases 269 to 1840 code for a protein of 523 amino acids. Gene Ontology annotation, cellular component: cytosol. Gene Ontology annotation, molecular function: protein binding. The record is from RefSeq and is a predicted model, not a curated record.